Molecule: messenger RNA, 12051 nt
Organism: Anolis carolinensis (green anole)
Lineage: Eukaryota; Metazoa; Chordata; Lepidosauria; Squamata; Anolidae
Gene: adamtsl1
Product: ADAMTS like 1
Exons: 30
Coding region: 197-5635 (1812 amino acids)
Biological process (GO): extracellular matrix organization
Cellular component (GO): extracellular matrix
Source: RefSeq, a predicted model, not a curated record
CCCUUGGACCACUCUUCGAAGGGAGCGCGUGCUGCCCCAUCCCAUCCCCGCCGCGCGAGCCAGAGACGCGCGCCCGUUGCCUCCAGCCGAGGAGCCGCGUCUUCCUUCAGCAGGGAUUUACAAUUCGCGCCUGAGGUGGACAAGACUUAUUUCUCAAUUCUUUCCCGCCCUGGGAGAGCUGAGGAAGAGGACGACGAUGGCAGGAGCAGCAGCAGCAGCGCCUAAGGGGACCCUCGUCCGCCUUUUCUGCGUCACCUGGGGACUCCUUUUCCCAAUGCUUUCCUGGGCUCCUCAGGCUGGUGGAGAGCAGAAUCAAGGAGCUGUUUUUCUACGUGAGUUUACAUUAAUAAGGAGAGAGAGCCUCAAUGAAGAUUUCCUUUCGGAUUUACUGAAUAACCACAAAAUUGAAGAUACGAGUUCUCGAACUGCUCGAUCGGAGGAAGAUCGUGAUACCCUCUGGGAUGCUUGGGGUUCGUGGAGCGAAUGUUCCCGUACAUGUGGAGGAGGUGCUUCUUACUCCCUGAGACGCUGCUUGAGCAGCAAGAGCUGUGAAGGACGAAAUAUCAGAUACAGAACAUGCAGCAAUGUGGAUUGCCCUCCAGAAGCUGGAGAUUUCCGUACGCAGCAGUGUUCGGCACACAAUGAUGUCAGGUACCAGGGACAAUUGUAUGAAUGGCUCCCUGUCUCUAAUGAUCCUGACAACCCAUGUUCACUAAAGUGUCAAGCCAAAGGGACAAGUCUUGUUGUGGAACUGGCACCUAAAGUCCUGGAUGGGACCCGAUGUUACACUGAAUCACUAGACAUGUGCAUUAGUGGCUUGUGCCAGAUUGUUGGCUGUGAUCACCAGCUGGGAAGCACUGUGAAGGAAGACAACUGUGGGGUCUGCAGCGGAGAUGGUUCCACCUGCCGUCUUGUUCGAGGCCAAUAUAAAUCUCAGCUCUUGGCAAACAAACUGGAUGACACUGUGGUUGCUAUUCCCUACGGAAGUCGGCAUGUACGCCUUGUGCUGAAAGGCCCUGAUCACUUAUCUUUAGAAACCAAGACUCUACAAGGCGUAAAAGGUGAAAACAGCCUCAGCUCCACAGGUUCUUUCCUUGUGGAUAACUCUAGUGUUGACUUCCAGAAGUUUCCAGACAAAGAAAUCUUGAGAAUGCCUGGCCCUCUCUCUGCAGAUUUUACUGUCAAGAUUCAUUACGUCGGUGCUGCUGACAGUUCAGUUCAGUUUAUUUUCUAUCAGCCAAUUAUUCACCGAUGGAGAGAAACUGAUUUCUUUCCAUGUUCUGCUUCCUGUGGUGGAGGUUACCAGCUGACCUCUGCAGAAUGCUAUGAUCUGAGAAGCAACAGAGUGGUGGCCGAUCAGUAUUGCCACUACUAUCCUGAAAACAUCAAGCCAAAGCCAAAACUUCAGGAAUGCAACUUGGAUCCUUGUCCUGCAAGUGAUGGAUACAAGCAGAUCAUGCCUUAUGACCUCUACCAUCCUCUUCCCCGGUGGGAAAGCACUCCAUGGACUGCUUGUUCUUCCUCUUGUGGGGGAGGCAUCCAGAGCCGGACAGUCUCUUGUGUGGAGGAAGAUAUCCAGGGGCUUAUCAGUUCUGUGGAAGAGUGGAAGUGCAUGUACACUCCCAAGAUGCCCAUCGUCCAGCCCUGUAACAUCUUUGAUUGUCCCAAGUGGUUGGCUCAGGAGUGGUCACCGUGCACAGUGACGUGUGGCCAAGGCCUGAGGUACCGAGUGGUUCUCUGCAUUGAUCACAGAGGAAUGCAUACAGGUGGCUGCAGUCCUAAAACAAAGCCUCACAUUAAAGAAGAGUGCAUCAUUCCUACGCCGUGCUACAAGCCGAAAGAAAAACUCCCUGUUGAAGCAAAACUACCAUGGUACAAGCAAGCACAGGAAUUAGAAGAAGGAACCAUGGUAUCGGAAGAACCAACGUUUAUUCCUGAAUCCUGGUCUGCCUGCAGUGUGACCUGUGGUGUGGGAAUCCAAGUGCGUUUGGUGAAGUGCCAAGUGCUGCUGUCUUUCUCCCAAUCUGUGGCAGAUUUGCCCACUGAUGAAUGUGAAGGGCCUAAACCAGCCUCUGAACGAGCAUGUUAUGGUGGCCCUUGCAAUGGAGACACUGGUGAAUACAGUCCAGAAGAAACAGAUCUUUUCUAUGGUGGUUCUCAAGAUUUCGACGAACUCUAUGACUGGGAGUACGAAGGGUUCACAGAGUGCUCUGAGUCUUGCGGCGGAGGUGUCCAAGAGGCAGUGGUGACUUGCCUGAAUAAACAGACCAGAGAGUUUGCAGAUGACAAUUUGUGUGUCAGCAGCCGGCGUCCCCCACAGUUGCUGAAAGCCUGUAACUUGGAGCCUUGUCCCCCAAGGUGGGAAGUGGGAAAGUGGAGCUCCUGCAGCCUCACUUGUGGUGUCGGACUGCAGACCCGGGACAUCUUCUGUUCUCAUCUCCUUUCAAGAGAAACAAACGAGACAGUGAUUUUGGCAGAUGAGUUGUGUCACAAACCCAAACCCAUCAUGUUACAAGCCUGCAAUCGUUUUGACUGUCCCCCAUCCUGGUACCUUUCAGAUUGGCAACAGUGUUCACAGACCUGCGGGGGUGGCACCGAAAAGCGGGAAGUACUCUGCAAGCAACGCAUGGCCGAUGGAAGUUUCCUAGAGCUUCCAGAUACAUUCUGUUCCACUUUGAGGCCAGUCUCCCAGCAAGCCUGCCAAAAUGAAGACUGCCCUUCUGAAUGGCUUCUCUCAGACUGGACACAGUGUUCAGUGAGUUGUGGUGAGGGAACCCAGACACGAAAUGCUAUUUGCAGGAAAGUUCUAAGCACCGGACUUUCUUCCAUCAUCAACUCAUCAUUCUGCCCACCUUUGCUAUUCUCAUCUUUGGUCAGACCAUGUGUACUAGGGACCUGUACAAGACACCAGAGACCUGCUCACAAGCAACCUCCUAUGAUAAUGGCUCAAAAGAAAGUUUUUAUCCAAACAAGGAAGCAGAAAAAGUUGCACUUUAUUGUUGGUGGGUAUGCCUACCUACUCCCCAAAACCUCUGUUGUUCUUCGGUGUCCUGUGAGAAGGUUCCGGAAACCAAUGAUCACUUGGGAGAAAGAUGGCAAACGACUCAUCAGCUCAGUUCAUGUUACAAUUGCUCCUUAUGGAUACAUGAAAAUUCACCGGUUGAAGCCCUCAGAUACAGGAACAUAUACUUGUACUGCAGGGCCGGCUCAGGAACAUUUUGUGAUUAAAUUAAUAGGGAGCCACAAUAAACGUAUUACCACCCUCUCUGCUGGGAUCAAGGAGGAAGAAGCCACAAGGAAGGCCAGUUUGAAUGAAGCCUUCAAUACCCAGGAGAAACAUCAGAAUAGUAUUCUCUUCAAUGGAAGCAAAACUGAGAAACGAGGGCUCCUUACCGAUCCCAGCAACCGGUAUGAUGAUAUUGUCUCAAGACUUCUGGAGUACAGAGGCUGGUCCCGUGAUAACGCAGAGCCUUGGGAAGUUCAAGACUCUACAGAAAGAAACAUCUCUUCAGAAGAAGACCAGGGCCAUGAGUACAACCUUCCUUUCACUAUGGUCGCCAGCCAGAAUCGUUUGGAUGACAUCCUAAGAAACCUGUCUCAGCAGCCUGAGGAAUUUAAGGACAUCUAUAGCAAGCAACUUGUUGCACAGUUGGCCCAUGAAAUUUUUAAGAGCCACUUGGAACACCAAGAAUCGCUUUUCAAAACCCAAGGAAGUAGAGUUAGUUCUGCCUCAGUGGAGUUCCCAUUUAGCAAGGAUUUUUCUGAGUUCAGUGCCUUGAGAACAUCUUCAGCAGAAGCACACAUGUCUCUGGAACUCACAAAUAGCUCCCGUGGGUCCCAUAGAAAACCUGCAAUUCUGAAGAAGAUAUCUGCAGCACAGCAGCUCUCAGCAUCUGAAGUUGUCACACACUUAGGACAUACUGUAGUUUUGGCCAGUGGGACAUUAAGUGUACUUCUUCACUGUGAAGCUGUUGGGAAUCCAAAACCUGCCAUUACCUGGGCAAAGAAUGGAGAAGUAAUACAGUACAGUGAAAGGAUACUUCUUCAGACAGAUGACUCCUUGCAAAUCCUGGAACCAGUUGAAGCUGAUGUAGGCUUCUAUACAUGCAAUGCAACAAAUGUGUUGGGAUCCGACUCAGUUUCCAUUGCCGUCACAUUAGCAGGGAAACCAUUGAUAAAGACAUCACGGACCACCAUAAUCAACAAAGACUUCCCUGCCAUCACAGUUGAUAUUGGAACUACAGUGAAAACAAUUCCAGGAACAAAUGUGACCAUUAUCUGUCAGGUUGCAGGUGUGCCUGAAGCAGAACUCACUUGGUUUAAGAAUAAUACCAAGCUGGCCUCUGGCCGUCACCUGCAUGAUGGGUCACUGCAGAUUGCAAAUGUCUCCUUUUCCGAUCAAGGGUUGUACUCCUGUAGGGCAGCCAAUAUCCGUGGGGAGAUGACUGAAAGCACGCAGUUGCUGAUUCUGGAUCCACCACAACUUCCUCCUCGAUUGGAAGACAUGGCAGCCACUUUGUCUAUCACCUGGCCAGGCAUACCUUCUGUAAUAACAUCUCCUUCAGGGACCAGGAAAGUGUUUAGCCCUGGGAGUUCUGUGCUCAUAGGCUGCCCAGUCAACGGCCAUCCGACUCCUAACAUCACCUGGUUUUAUGCUGGUCAGCCCAUCACUGCACCUCAUCGUGUGCUGGCCUCUGGUCAGAUUCUUCAGAUACUGAAUAUCAGCAGUGAGGAUCAAGGAGAAAUCAGUUGCAUGGCUCAGAAUGAGGCAGGAUUGUUUGUACAAAAAACAUAUCUGGAGAUCCAAGAUUAUUGGUGGUCAGUGGAUAAGAUGUCACCUUGUUCAGCUUCUUGUGGUAACAAGGGCCUACAGUAUCAUCAACUGAGAUGCUUAUUAGGUGGAGAACCAGUCAACACAUCCCAUUGUGUGGGCAAGUCCAAACCUGCUCUGCCACCAGUUGCUUGUAACAGAAGAGACUGCCCUUCAAGGUGGAUGGUGACGUCAUGGUCUUAUUGUACACAAAGUUGUGGUGGAGGCAUCCAGACCCGCCGAGUGACAUGUCAGAAACUAACAGCUACAGGCAAUUCAGUUCCCAUGUCAAGUGACGUAUGUGCUCACAUUGCCAAGCGCCCAGUGGAUACUCAGAGCUGUAACAGACAGUUGUGUGUGGAGUGGGCAACCUCCGCCUGGGGACAGUGUAAUGGACCGUGUAUUGGCUCUCGGUUGGCAGUGCAGCACAGGCAGGUUUUCUGCCAAACCAGGGAUGGGAUAUCCGUGCCUUCUGACCAGUGCGGUUCUCUUCCAAGGCCUUUAAGCACUCAGAAUUGCUGGACAGACGCUUGUGGUGUACACUGGAGGGUCAGCUUAUGGACACUGUGUACUGCUACUUGUGGCAGCUACGGUUUCCAAUCCAGACGAGUGGAGUGCGUGCGUGUCCGCACCAACAAAACAGUACCAGAGCACCUCUGUGCCUGGAGAGCAAGGCCAGCUAACUGGCAACGCUGCAACAUCACCCCAUGUGAAAACAAUGAGUGCAGAGACACCACCAGGUACUGUGAGAAGGUAAAGCAGCUAAAGCUCUGCCAACUCUCACAGUUCAAAUCACGCUGCUGUGGGACAUGUGGAAAAGCAUGAAGGUGGCAGCGAAAGAAAAAGAUGGAUUGGGCACUCCACCUGCCUUGCUCUGCUUUUGUUAUUUGAGAAGGGCUUCUUGAGAAAAGGAAAAUUGGAAUAGAAUUGCCUUGUUUUAUUUAUUUAUUUUUCCCUUUCUCUUUUUUUCUUUUGCUUUUUAAGAAAUCCCUUUUAAUGGAGUAAAUCCCUUUUUUUUUUAAAGAAAGACCUUGACAAGGUUUCCCUUCUAAUGAGGUUGGGAGACAAGAAAUGCAGCGAGUCACAGUUCGUUCUCAGGCUGGAGACCAAAAUAAAGAAAUGGAGAGAUGAAGCAGUAGGAUUCCCUGGAAGACUUCACAGUUAGUCUUGACGGACCCAACAAACAUGCAGGAGCACAUGGACUCCAAGUGUUAGACUACAUUAUCAGUGUUUGAAUCAGGCUACGACUUUACAAACCACUUUCACAAUUAUUAAGAUGAGAAAAGGGAGUUGUGUGAUUGAAAAAUGUGGUUACCUUGCAAAUAUCAUGAGAAAGCUUGCAAGCAUGAUAUAAAUACAAAUUUUGGUUUUCCAUAACACGACAUGGGAAGGUGGCUGCAAUAUCCUCCUAUUGGGUGAACAGGAUUUUGUCAUACAUCUUUCUCUAUUGAGAAAUAUUGGGGAGUGAGGAAGGUGAUAAAACUGUUACCAUUGGAUAGGUUGCUACAAACAAUGCAGGGGCAGACUUGGUAAAUUAUUUUGUGUAUUCAUCCAUGAUUAGUUCUGUAUGAAGCUUGGCAAAGCUAUACAGAUAUACCUCAAUUAAGAAAAUUUUCUGGCCAUUAUUUUUAAGAGACAUUUUUGUACAAAAGACAGAAAUAAUAUAGGGAAAAUAGAGAAUAAUUUCAUAUUUCCAGCCAACUUUGAUUCAAAACUACAACAUGAAAUGAAAUAAUCAGGUCAGGUAAGUCUUGAAAAAAUAUCCCUUACUCAAUUUUUUUCAGACCUGAAGUGUGUGUGUUUGUGUGUUCACGCACACAUAAACACAUACAUACAAUAUACACAGUAUACACACAUAUAUUCACAUACAUACAUACAUACAUACAUACAUACAUACAUGGAUUCUGGAAGACCUCAAUUUCCAUAUUUGUAACAGGAUGGGGCCCAAGUCUAAACAUGAAAUUCAUUUGUUUCAUAUACCCGUAUAUACACAUUAUCUGAAGGUAAUUUUAUACAUUUUAAAUAAUGUUUUGUUUGUAUGCACUGGUCCAUUAGAAAGCAAAAAUGUCACUAUCUAGCUACCCAUGUGGAUAAUUUCAGAUUUUGGAGGAUUUGGGAUUUCAGAAUUUCACAUAAUGGAUACUCAAUCUGUACAUUAAAACAUUUUGAAGCUUCUGGAGGCCACCCAGAUAUUAUUUUUUCUUUCCCUAGGCUCUAUUUUUCUUAGGAUUUCAUUUUUGUUAGCAAACAUUCCCAUAUUUAUUAGAGUAUAAUGCACCAUUGAAUGUAAUACGCACCUCAAUUUUGUAGGUGUGCAUUACAAAAAAAAGAAUUUGGUGUUGAAUGUAACGUGAGGUGUGCGUGGCCACAAAUCGGUUGGUGGGAAUCCGUAGCCCUCUGUCAGGCCUUCCCACAAGCCUUUUCACUGCAACCAUCCACUUCACACCAUCUUUUUCAUGACCCCACUGCCUCUGCCUCUUCCGUCCCCAGCUGGGAUCUCUUGCCCAUUGAAUCUAAUGUGCACCUCAAUUUUAGUGAUGUAAUUUAGUCAAAAAUGGUGAGCGGUAGACUCGAGUAAAUCUGGUAUUAAGUGUAGCCAUUGAGGCAAUCUUACAUGCUCUCCCCUUUUCUCUUUUUUACCAGUUCAAUUUAUUUUUGCAUUGUUUGUGGUAGGUAAACUGUAAAACCCACCACUGAGAGUCUGUGUUUCUCCAGCCUUCCUUCCUCAUCUUCUCCAUGCCAUUGCUGGGCCUGAGCAGGCAUAAAAAGUCUUUGUCAAAAAGCGCUUCUUUGUCAGGAGCUUUGUUUAAUUGAGGUAUGCCUGUAUUUUGUGGACUAAUCUUACAUGCUCUCCCCUUUUCUCUUUUUUACCAGUUCAAUUUAUUUUUGCAUUGUUUGUGGUAGGUAAACUGUAAAACCCACCACUGAGAGUCUGUGUUUCUCCAGCCUUCCUUCCUCAUCUUCUCCAUGCCAUUGCUGGGCCUGAGCAGGCAUAAAAAGUCUUUGUCAAAAAGCGCUUCUUUGUCAGGAGCUUUGUUUAAUUGAGGUAUGCCUGUAUUUUGUGGACUAAACUGGCCAUGUUUUGUCAUCAUGCUAGUGGGUGGGGAGAAUGGGAGCUGUUGUCAAAAAAAAUCAUUCUUCCGUACUUUGAUUUAAUAUGGUGUUGUAUUUAUGUUGUGCUACAACUUGGGGCUUCCUGAUUCUUGUCAUGUUUAACAACCCUGGAAAAAAAUAGUUAUAUUUUAAAUAAUGUCAUUUGAAUUGACAUUUUAAUCAUUCAAAUGGCAUAUCCAUCCUUGAUCUCUUCAGUUCAUUGGGGUUGUCCCUAUCACAUUGCUUUCUCAUUCAUUUGUUCACUGCCUCAGCUAUUUGAGAUGUCUUUGUACAUGAAGAUCAAUUCCAUGUUCAUUCAUAAUGGCCGAGCUCCUGCAUUACAGGCUAUUAUGCAUAGCUUUGUGAUGGCAAAGCUACGUUGCUGACACAUAUGCAACCAUGUUAGAGAAUUGCAGUAUUACGCAAUGAGGUAUUGAACAAGAUUUCCUGUUGUGAAACAUCAGUCCCCAGUAAAGGUGUACAUUUAUUAUUCAUGGUGCUCCAUGAAAGGUGAAGGCAUUUUUCCUGCUGGGCCCAGGACAUCGGCACUUUCCCUUGCUCUCUGUUCUGGAUUACCUAUGCCCCAUGGAUCUGUUAGGGCAGUGGUUCCUUAACUGUGGGUCCCCAGAUGUUUUGGCCUUCAACUCCAAGAAAGCCUAACAGCUGGUAAAUUGGAUGGGAUUUCUGUGAGUUGUAGGCCAAAACACCAGGGGACCCACAGGUUGAAAACCGCUAUGUUAGGGGCCCUGCCGCCCUUCCUUACUCUGCCAUUGCACUAGAGUAGUGGUUCUCAACCUGGGGUCCCCAGAUGUUUUUGGCCUAGAAAUCCCAGCCAGUUUACCAGCUGUUAGGAUUUCUGAAAGCUGAAGGACAAAAACAUCUGGGGACCCCAGGUUGAGAACCACUGCACUGGAGAAACCUGUCCUAGAACACGCAUCACAUAUUUUGACUGUUGUAAAAGAGCCACACUGUUUACCCCACUUCUUCAGUGAUCCCAGUGGUAAAGCUAGGAUAAUACUCCCCUUCUGGAAAUAUGACUGUUGUAAAACACCACACUUCUAAAGUGCACAGCAAUAAAUUGAUUAACAAUCUUGUAAACUCUUUACAGGAAGUCAGCCAUUAUUUUCAUCUAAUGAAAAUGGAAUAUAAUCUCAAAAUAGGAUUGUGAAGUUCCAGAAUCCCAAACCAUCCAAAUUUAGCUGCUGCUAAUAGAAAUUAUGUUAUAUCACAAUAAACAAUGAUUUUUGAAAUGCAGAUAGCAUCUAGGAGAGCAGCAUGGAUAGAUGUAAGGGGGCAUGUUCAUUCAAAGGGAAAUGAAAAAAAAAUUCUUGAUAAUAAUGGAUAAGGAGGUAUGGGUGAAAGUCCAGAAAGAAGAAUAAGAUGUGGCUUACACAGGCCCGUUGUCCUAUAUGUAUAUGAGUGCUGAAUAAGAAACAACAUUUGUAAAGUAUAUUCACCCCUGUUCUUGCCCCACCAUAGAAACAGAACAUAAUCAAAAUUAAAAUGGAUAGUCUAUGAGUUUGGCAUAAAGUUUAAAAUGGAGCAAGGGCAGGCAUGCAGACAUUAUCGGCAUGCUGCCACACAGUGAAAAUAGGCUAUUCUGGUAUGCAUAGAUAUUGGUGUACAGCCUUAAACAUGAAAUUAUGGAUGGAUAAUAUUUUUCUCAAAAAAUAAACCAAACGGGCAUGAUGUAAUUAUACUGUGUUCUCAGUUGAAGUAGCCGAGAGACCAAAAUUACUGGUUAUCUAAUGCAUCCAUCUCAGAUACCUCCAAUUGGAAAUUGGUAGGGUUUGACAGACACCUCCAUUUAGAAAUUGAUAGGAUGGUCUAAUCCAGUGGUUCUCAACCUGUGGGUCCCCAGGUGUUUUGGCCGACAACUCCCAGAAAUCCCAGCCAGUUUGCCAGCUGUUAGAAUUUCUGGGAGUUGAAGGCCAAAAUAUCUGGGGACCCAUAGGUUGAAAACCACUGGUCUAAUCAUUUCAGCAAGCUUGAUGUCUGAAGUCUGUCAGGAUAUGGUGUUUAGUCUCUGAUGCCAACACUGAGAGUUGUACACAUAUGUUCGCAGGCUGUGAAGAAGCAGAACUGAAGGAACCCCAAAUUGUACUAUGUGUGCUUUCUCAGUGGAGCAUCAUUGAAAUGUGAUGAGCAAAGACAAAACAACAGAGAUUCUAAGAUGCAUUGUCGUGCAUAGAGUUUCUUCAUUGGUUUUGCUUGCUGUGUGGAUCUAGGUCUUUGGGCCUUAGCAUUAGUGCAUGUUGAGCAUCUUCAAGUCAAUGGGAAAUUGAUGGUGUCCAGAAAGAAAUGCUUGAUUUGAUGGGACAUACGGGGAAAAGCUGAAUUGCAAACGUUGAGUCUGAAUUGCCUUCACGUGGGUAAGGCCUCCAGUUCUGGGAUUUUGAUUGAGAACCAGCUCCAUAAAAGAGCUUAGCUGUGCUUCAGGUGUCUCUGGAAGGGGCCCUGUGGCUUGCGUUACAGCAAUAAAACACAGUUCAAGGUAGCAUUGACAGGUUGCAGAUUUUAUUACCUGUGUGUUUUAAAGCAAGUCUGGAAGUUCUCUAGUGAGGUCAGCGUCAGGUCCGUCCGAUUAAAUUGCCUCCUGUUUUGGGUCAUUCAGAAAUGGGCCUGGAAGGGAAUACUCUCUCAAUCUCUCUGUUUUUAGAUGGGUCUCUGAGCUCCUGAGUUGCUAUGAAUCAAUGCAACGCUUAUUUAAGAAAAAGAAUGUCUUUCUAUGUAUGUAAAUGUACCUUUUGUGUAUAUUUAUUAGAAUUUCUUGUAUAAAAAGUGCAAUAUGAAUCAUUGUACAUUAUGCUGUCUGUCCAGAUGAAAAUUAUUUGGGGGAGCACUUUUCUUUUGUCCCUUGGUUUUGCCCCUUUUUUAUAGUAUCAGUGAUAUAAUGUAUCCUUCCUUAUUUUUUAACAGCACUUGUGUUUAUUUUUUAUUUCAUUGCAUACAGAAUCAGUUGUAACAUUGAGGGUGGGGUUGAAGAGGGAUUUUAAAGUGCCAGACAAGUAGUUAGAAACAAAACAGAGGUGUAUAUUACUGACUAGUCUAUAUGGGAUUCAUCUAUGUUGUAGAAGGAAUGCAGUUUGACACUGUUUUUACUGCUAUGUCUCAAUGCUAUGGGAACAUGGAGGCUGUAGUUUUAGUCUUUAGCCCUUCCUUCCACUUCAAAUCCCAUGAUUUUGUAGCAUUGAGCCUUGACAAUUGAAAUGGUGCCAAACUGCAUUAAUUCUGCCAUGUAGAUGCACCCGCGAUGACUGUUUUUCUGAGAAAAAUUAUUAACAUGUUUAGCAGAAUUCAAUAAUUAAAAUCAUUGGGAGAACCGGUGUUUUGAUAUUCACUCCUGAAUAAGUUUAUUCUGCUUGGGAAAUACACAAGGCUCUCAUGCAAGCUGGUUUCCUGUUUCAGUUCAGGGAUGCUCAGUGUAUAGGCCACUGUUGUUUUCUCAAUGCAUAUGUCUAGAGACACUCAAAAGGCUCCAAAUGGAUAUAAGAGGGCUUCAUGCCCUAGGCCUUUUCACACAACUCAAUUACAGCACUAUGAUUCUGCUUUAAUUGUCAUGGCAGCAUCUUAUAGAAUCUUGAGAUUUGUCGUUUAGAGUAGACUUUUCAGUGCACCUGAUCAAACUACAAAUCCCAGCAUUCUCCUUCUUUGAGGGUUUUUAAACAGUCUAAAUGACCAUCUGUUGGGAGUUCUUUGGUUUUGUGUUUCCACAUGACUGGAUGGCCCUUGGUAUCUUGUCCAACUCAUAGAUUGUAUAGGAUGCAGCCAUGGCAAGUAAAGUGGCAUCAUAGCGGCAUAAUGUGAAAGGAGUCUCUGGUCUGGAAUAAAACAACAUCGUCAAAUUCCCACUGAAAUCAGUGGCCGCAGGGCUGUUUUCCACAGUGCCAAGUUGCACCCAUGGGCUGACUAGGCCACUCUGCAUCACGUCCCACCAAGACUGGCAUGUUUGGAACUAACUGUACAAAGGCUUGCAGCCUAUGAAUGUAAUUUCAAAUGUUUGUCUGAUGAAUUGUAACCUGGUAGCAUCAGUGUAACUCUCUUUAAGUUUAACAAAAUAUUACAGGAGGCCGCUUCCCUCCCCCUUAAAAAAAAAGAACUUGUUUAUAUAAAAAGAUUUUGUACAAAUAAUGCAUCUAUUUAUUUAA